Molecule: messenger RNA, 789 nt
Organism: Lactuca saligna
Lineage: Eukaryota; Viridiplantae; Streptophyta; Magnoliopsida; Asterales; Asteraceae
Source: the annotation of a GenBank genome assembly
AUGCAGCAUCAUAAUGAAGCGUCAAAUGAUUCAGACCUUGUAAAAAUGGAUGAUCAUUAUUCAGAUGAAUUUUUUGAUUUUGAUGAUGAAUCGGAAUGUGACUACAUAAUCACUCUUCCAGAAGAUCAAACUGCGGAAUGUACAUUGCUAAAAACUGUUGGUGCUGACUGGCUUAAAUCUGACAAGCGUGAAGAUCAUCUAGCUAUUUGCCUUGGGAACAUUGUUCACAAAUAUGCAGCUGAUGGUAGCCCAGAAUUCUUCAUUGUUAUUAACUUUCAGAUCGAUAAUCAUGGGGGGUUGGUUAGGGAGCACAUACCUGGUAGAUACGCAGAGCUGGAUCAGUAUUGCUGGGCUGAUGAAUUUUCCCAACAACAUGGUAGGGACCCGAAUGCUUGGGCUUUAUUCUUUGAGCGACAAAAUGGUACUGUGGGUUGGGCUUUUAAAUUCCAGCAUGAGCAAAUGCAGAUGAUGUCUGUGGACCAAAUGGCAGGUGCAAACAUUCCAUCUUUGGCUGCUAUGGAGCAGACCUGUAUGCUAGCACACACUUUAGCUCAGAACACCAAUCCAAAGUUUCAGAACUGCAAGUUCCUUCAGUUUGUUUCAAAGAUGAGUCAUGGGGAAUUGACUAUUGAGGAUAACCAGGUCAGGCCUGCAGGUGGGGACUGGGCAAAUGAAUAUCAACAACAAUAUAAUGCAGGCCCUUCCUCUACCUCUUGGGCAGAUCAGUAUGCACGUGAAGAGGCAAGUAAAACUUUUAUCCUCUUAAUCUUAUCAACAGGUAUCCAAUGA